Molecule: messenger RNA, 4116 nt
Organism: Myotis daubentonii (Daubenton's bat)
Lineage: Eukaryota; Metazoa; Chordata; Mammalia; Chiroptera; Vespertilionidae
Gene: PPAT
Product: phosphoribosyl pyrophosphate amidotransferase
Biological process (GO): purine nucleobase biosynthetic process
Molecular function (GO): amidophosphoribosyltransferase activity
Source: RefSeq, a predicted model, not a curated record
CUCCCUUUCUUGGAAAGCACGCGCCGCCGCAGUAGCGCGGGCUGAGCGGCUGGGAAGGAAGCAGCUGUCUCGGGCGCGAGCUUCUGUGGCGUCCGGGCCCAGCGGGCAGCAGGUUGGUGCUUAGACCCGGCGGCGGCGCGGCGGCAGCGGCGGCGGCUCCUCCCUCCACGUGGGUUCUCUGGCGACAUGGAGCUGGAGGAGUCGGGGAUCCGAGAGGAAUGCGGCGUGUUCGGGUGCAUCAGCUCCGGAGAGUGGCCCACGCAGUUAGAUGUGCCGCAUGUGAUCGCUCUGGGACUCGUGGGGCUGCAGCACCGGGGUCAGGAGAGUGCUGGUAUUGUCAUCAGUGAUGGGAAUUCAGUACCGACAUACAGAACACACAAGGGAAUGGGUCUUAUAAAUCAUGUCUUUACUGAAGAUAAUUUGAAGAAAUUAUAUCCUUCAAAUCUUGGAAUUGGACAUACGAGGUAUGCCACCACAGGAAACUCUGAAUUAGAAAACUGUCAGCCCUUUGUUGUUGAAACACUUCAUGGGAAAAUAGCUGUGGCACAUAAUGGCGAAUUGGUCAAUGCUGCUCGAUUAAGGAAAAAGCUUCUGCGCCAUGGUAUUGGUCUGUCAACAAGUUCUGAUAGUGAAAUGAUUACCCAGUUACUGGCAUAUACCCCUCCUCAGGAACAAGAUGAUACUCCAGACUGGGUAGCAAGGAUUAAAAACUUAAUGAAGGAAGCACCCACAGCAUACUCCCUACUUAUAAUGCACAGAGAUGUCAUUUAUGCAGUACGAGAUCCUUAUGGAAAUCGCCCUCUCUGCAUUGGUCGACUUAUUCCUGUAUCUGAUAUGAAAAAUAAAGAGAAAAAAUCUUUAGAAUCGGAAGGAUGGGUGGUGUCUUCAGAAUCUUGUAGUUUUUUAUCUAUUGGUGCAAGAUAUUGCCGUGAAAUCUUGCCUGGAGAAAUAGUGGAAAUAUCCAGAGACAAUGUCCAAACUCUUGAUAUUAUACCAAGGUCUGAAGGAAACCCAAUGGCUUUUUGUAUCUUCGAAUAUGUUUAUUUUGCAAGACCAGAUAGCAUAUUUGAGGACCAAAUGGUCUACACAGUAAGAUACCGUUGUGGCCAGCAGCUGGCAAUUGAAGCACCUGUGGAUGCAGAUUUGGUUAGCACUGUCCCGGAAUCUGCUACGCCCGCUGCUCUUGGUUAUGCUGGAAAGUGUGGGCUUCCAUAUGUGGAGGUACUAUGUAAAAAUCGGUAUGUAGGAAGAACCUUCAUUCAGCCAAACAUGAGGCUAAGACAACUUGGUGUUGCAAAAAAAUUUGGAGUAUUGUCGGACAACUUUAAGGGCAAAAGAAUUGUUCUUAUAGAUGAUUCAAUUGUGAGAGGCAAUACCAUCUCACCCAUAAUCAAAUUGCUGAAAGAAUCUGGUGCAAAAGAGGUACACGUUCGAGUAGCUUCACCACCAAUUAAAUAUCCAUGCUUCAUGGGAAUAAACAUACCAACCAAAGAAGAGCUUAUUGCUAAUAAACCAGAAUUUGAACACCUUGCCGAAUAUCUAGGAGCAAACAGUGUUGUAUAUCUGUCAGUAGAAGGACUGGUUUCAUCAGUACAAGAAGGAAUAACAUUUAAAAAACAGAAAGUGAAAAAGCAAGAUAUUAUGAUUCAAGAAAAUGGGAACGGUCUGGAAUGCUUUGAAAAAAAUGGUCAUUGUACAGCUUGUCUCACUGGAAAAUACCCUGUGGAACUGGAUUGGUAGCUGGUAGGGGUGGAUACAAUGUUUCAAGACAUGAAAUUGGUUAAAAUGUUACAGUGGUUACACUUUAUCCAUUUAGCUUUCCUCAGCUGGUACAAUGUAAAUGCCACAUGGUUACGUGUAAGUUUUUGAGAUGUUUUAUUUUUUUCUGAAAAGGGUACCAAAGUGCUAUGCUCUCUUUAAUAAGCCUAGAUAAAUAUUGUGGUGUUAUCUAGGAACUUGGAUAAUCCUUUCAGUUUUACUUAGUUGUUGAGUACUUUGAGGCUAUCAGUUAUGAGCUCGUCAACAGUAAUGUAAAGGAUGGGUAGAUUUUCUGUUUUAGAGGGCAUUUCCAGGUACUAUAUCUUACCACAGAUUGUUAAUAGAGUUUUGUGGAAUGUUUCUUGAGAGUUACUAAAGUUCAUUGUGGAAUAUUUUCAUAAUUGAAUCUUGCUAGUUGCAUAUAAUGCAACAAUAUUGGUAUUCUUUCUUUUUUUUUUUUUUUUUUAAUUGAUUUUUUACAGUGAGGAAGGGGGAGAGAUAGAGAGUUAGAAACAUCGAUGAGAGAGAAACAUCGAUCAGCUGCCUCCUGCACAUCUCCUACUGGGGAUAUGCCCACAACCCAGGUACAUGCCCUUGACCGGAAUUGAACCUGGGACCCUUCAGUCCGCAGGCCGACGCUCUAUCCACUGAGCCAAACCGGUUUCGGUGGUAUUCUUUUUUUAACACAAGCAUCAGCUAGCCAUUUUCACCUGGUCAGAGAAGGCAGCUGGUAAGAGGCAUUUGCCAGAUCCAUGCUUCAAAGAGUUUGCAAGCAGUUAGACUAAGAUGGUGUGAUACAAACAGGACAAGUAAGUUAAAUAUAACGUUUCAUGCAAAUUUCUCAUCUAUUAUAGCCCAACGGUGUCAAGCUCUAGAGUUCUGAUUAUAGUUAUGACCUUGGCUUCCUUGUCUGACUUUAGACAAAAAUAUUUUUAAUGCUUUUUUGUGCCUCACUUUUCCCAACCUGUGCAAUGGGGUACUGGCAUUACUAAAUUAAAUAAUUAAUAGGAAUGUGAAUGUGUCAUAUUCUUGGUGGGCUGAGCCAUCAUUUCACACCUAUAUUUAAGAUAUUGCAUGAUUAUUAUUUUUUGAAAUGUUGGCUAUUAGACUGCAAUUGAGAUUUCAUUAUGAUGAAGGGAGAUAGACAGUUUAGUCAUACUUUGCCACCUGCCUUUGAAAUGCCCUAAAAAUGAUUGUAAAAAUAUGUGGAAAAAGUUUGACUAGAAAGUGUGAUCCGUACUACUUAGUGUCCUGAUAGUAUAAAGCCCAGCAAGGAACCUAGUGUGUUUGAAGUAAAAAAUAAAAUUUUAGGUUCUAAUAAACUUUUAAUUCUUACUUGAUCACUUGCAAGCAUAUAUACACAUUCAUGUCAUUGCAAUUAAAUGAUCAAGUAGAAGAACUGUGGGGACCAAUUUUAUUAGAGGAACAAGAAGACAACUACUUUUUUGGAAUUAGCAUGCUCAUCUAAUUCCAAACAUCAACUCACCACUAUUUGUACUUAGUUUUAUUGGGACUAACGAAUUUGAAUUUUUUGAAGUUUUUUUUCUUGUAACAUCUGAGAUUUAAAAUUUUAAGACAACUUGCCUCCAAUUCCUAUUUUUGUAAGAUUUUUUAAAACAGAAACAUGUUCUGUGUUAUUUUUACCAUAAUUUGAUGUAUAUAGUUUCCAAAUCCAUUUGGAAAUUUAAUAUUUAUUAGUAACAAAUCUUUUUGUCUUCAUUUGGUAUGUAGUCUCACAUGUUGUAUUAUGGUAGGCCAAAAAAAUAUCCUCACAGCUCUUUUAAGACCAAGAGCAUCCAGGCAGCAAUGGGUCAGAUAACUCUAUAGCAGUGACACAAGCAAGCUGCAUUUAAAUAAAACCCUGGGACCAUUUAAGUGUAUAGCCUCUUGUCUUAAAUGUAUUUCUCAUAGCAGUAUGAGGAGGCAAGACUUAUGGGUCAGUUUUGAACAGCCUUACUUACAUUUGGUUUUUAAAAAUGAGUCUCAGGGAAAGUGCUAAACCAAAAUCUCUUAUUUGACUUUUGUGUUUUCCAUAGUUUUUAUUUUGUUUUAUUGAAAUGCUUUUAUAAUGAAAUAAUGUACUAUAUGAUAGUUUGGUAAUUCUUCAAAUUUCUUAAUGUUUCUCCAUCAUGGCCUUUUAUUUCACAAAUGUCCGAAGUCUGAAUUACAUUUUUUUUACCAGCUUAAUCUGAAAUGUUUAACUGCUUUAAAUUUAUACGAGUAUUGUAAACUUUAGAGAAGAUGAAAAUGUGUUUUCACAGGAUCUAUAUUGUUGUGAACUGAACUAAACCUACUUUUUUGUGACUUCAUUUUGAUGUGCUGGUGCAAAAUAUAUAUAAUUAAAUACGUUUAAGUGUG